Balaenoptera musculus (blue whale) is the source of this 4973-nucleotide messenger RNA. RefSeq names its product kelch repeat and BTB domain containing 7 (gene KBTBD7). The transcript has a single exon. Bases 628 to 2673 code for a protein of 681 amino acids. Gene Ontology annotation, molecular function: protein binding. The record is from RefSeq and is a predicted model, not a curated record. Lineage: Eukaryota; Metazoa; Chordata; Mammalia; Artiodactyla; Balaenopteridae.
UCCUCACACAAUCCUAUGAAAUCGUAUUAUCCCCAUUUUGCAAAGAGGGAAAAGUUCUCAGAGAAAAGUUACACAACUAAUGAAUACUAAAACGGGGCUUCUACUGUGGAGUUCAAACCCACAGCUCUAAACCGUCAAAUCCAGGAGAAUAUAUGCUUCCUAAUUCUGUUAGUCAAAGCAGUCAUCCCCCAGAAGCCUCGCGAUAUUACUCGAACUACUACUCCCAAUAUGCAAAGCGGUUUCUGUGAAGCCGCCUAAGCGGCAGAGGCCGGAGGGCCCCGGCGUACCUCGAGGCGCGGAAGGCAACCUGGGAGCCGUAGUUCUCCUGGACGCCUACCGGUAUUGCCAGCGCGGCGGUGGCGGAUCGCUCGGUUCCAGCCAGUGGGUCCUGUGAGUGCGAGCUGAGGCGGAGAAAGGGCGCGGAACUGGAAACGGGUGAGUCAGGCACGGUCUACGCGUUAAAGAGAGGCGGCACCGCGGCGUAGGGUUGAGUUAAGUCAGCGCGGCCCCCGCGCAGUCUCUUUAGGGACACCGCGGUCUUAGCGUCAGCGAGCAGAGGGGGAGGAGGCGCCAGAGCCCGGUCCUUGCAUCCGUACUCGUCCUCAGCUCCCCGCCAGCAUCUCCACCAUGCAGUCCCGGGAAGAAGCUCCGCGCUCUCGCCGCCUCGCCAGUCCCCGCGGCGGAAGGCGGCCCAAGAGGCUUUCCAAGCCCUCGGUUUCGGCUUUUUUCACGGGCCCGGAGGAGCUGAAGGACACGGCCCAUUCCGCAGCCCUGCUGGCCCAGCUCAAGUCCUUCUACGACGCGCGGUUGCUCUGUGAUGUGACCAUCGAGGUGGUGACUCCUGGCAGCGGGCCUGGCACGGGCCGCCUCUUCCCCUGCAACCGUAACGUGCUGGCUGCCGCGUGUCCCUACUUCAAGAGCAUGUUCACUGGCGGCAUGUACGAGAGUCACCAGACGAACGUGACCAUGCACGAUGUGGAUGCCGAGUCCUUCGAGGUGCUGGUCGAUUACUGCUACACGGGUCGUGUGUCAUUAAGUGAGGCCAACGUGCAGCGCCUGUACGCCGCCUCUGACAUGCUGCAGCUCGAGUAUGUGCGUGAAGCCUGUGCCUCCUUCCUAGCCCGCCGCCUUGACCUGGCCAACUGCACGGCCAUCCUCAAGUUCGCCGACGCCUUCGACCAUCACAAGCUGCGAUCACAGGCCCAGUCCUUUAUAGCCCACAACUUCAAGCAGCUCAGCCGCAUGGGUUCGAUUCGGGAGGAGUCUCUGGCAGAUCUGACCCUGGCCCAACUGCUGGCCGUCCUGCGCCUGGACAGUCUAGACGUCGAGAGUGAGCGGACAGUGUGCCACGUGGCGGUGCAGUGGUUGGAGGCGGCUCCCAAGGAGCGGGGUCCCAGCGCUGCAGAAGUCUUCAAGUGUGUCCGCUGGACACACUUCACCAAUGAAGAUCAGGAUUACCUGGAAGGACUGCUGACCAAGCCCAUUGUGAGGAAAUACUGUCUGGACCUUAUCGAAGGAGCCCUGCAGAUGCGAUAUGGUGACAUGUUGUACAAGUCUCUGGUGCCAAAGCCAGAGAGCAGCAGCGGCGGCAGCUCUGUUGUGUCCAUGGCAGAAAAUCCACCUCAGAGGCUGGGUAUGUGUGCCAAGGAGAUGGUGAUCUUCUUUGGACAUCCCAGAGAUCCCUUUCUGUGCUAUGACCCAUACUCAGGGGACAUUUACACAAUGCCAUCACCUUUGACCAGCUUGGCUCACACUAAGACUGUCACCUCCUCAGCUGUUUGUGUCUCUCCAGACCAUGACAUCUAUCUGGCCGCCCAGCCCAGGAAGGACCUCUGGGUGUAUAAACCAGCCCAGAAUAGUUGGCAGCAACUUGCUGACCGCCUGCUCUGCCGUGAGGGCAUGGACGUGGCAUACCUCAAUGGCUACAUUUACAUUUUGGGUGGGCGGGACCCUAUUACCGGCAUUAAACUGAAGGAGGUGGAGUGCUACAGUGUCCAGAGGAACCAGUGGGCCUUAGUGGCUCCCGUACCCCAUUCCUUCUAUUCCUUUGAACUAAUAGUGGUUCAGAACUAUCUUUAUGCUGUCAACAGUAAGCGCAUGCUCUGCUAUGAUCCUAGCCAUAAUCUGUGGCUGAACUGUGCUUCUCUUAAACGCAGUGACUUUCAGGAAGCCUGUGUCUUCAAUGAUGAGAUCUAUUGUAUCUGUGACAUCCCAGUCAUGAAGGUGUAUAACCCAGCCAGGGGAGAAUGGAGGCGGAUUAGUAAUAUUCCCCUGGACUCUGAGACCCACAACUAUCAGAUUGUCAAUCAUGGCCAAAAGUUGCUCCUCAUCACUUCUACAACCCCACAGUGGAAAAAAAACCGGGUGACUGUGUAUGAAUAUGAUACUAGGGAAGACCAGUGGAUUAAUAUAGGUACCAUGUUAGGUCUUUUGCAGUUUGACUCUGGCUUUAUUUGCCUCUGUGCUCGUGUUUAUCCUUCCUGCCUUGAACCUGGUCAGAGUUUCAUCACUGAGGAAGAUGAUGCACGGAGUGAGUCUAGUACUGAAUGGGACUUAGAUGGAUUCAGUGAACUGGACUCUGAGUCAGGAAGUUCAAGUUCUUUUUCUGAUGAUGAAGUCUGGGUACAGGUAGCACCUCAGCGAAAUGCACAGGAUCAGCAGGGUUCUUUGUAAAUAUUUUGAACUACUAAGAUGUUUCUACUGCUAUGGAAUAUAUCUUAAAAAGAUGUCCUUUUCUUUUCCUGAAAAAAAAAAAAAAUUGAUUAGGGCUGCAGAUUUGGUUUAGAAAGGAUAAUGUUUGAAUUGCUAAUGUAAUGUUACAAAGUUUAAACAGUCCAUGAAAUCAACUAUAUAAUAAUUUACUGUGCAGAACGUUGAGAUUAAAGUAUGCAAAACAAUGAACCAUAUCAUUGAUUAGAAUGCUUGGUGGUUUUCUUCUUUGUUCAAGUACUUGUUGCACCAGUGAAUCGUUUUGAUUAGUUACACUGUUUAUAUUUUGAUUAUCUAAUUUAGUCUUGUUAGUUUUUAAAUUCUAUUUAGUGUGAGGAAGUUAGCUUUUUAAUUUUUAUAUAGAAAAUUGGACUAGAAAUUGUUGGUAGGGUUUUGAAGGUUUAUAUAUUCCUUCAGAAUAAUGAAAGUAGUAGAUUUCCUAAAUUUUCAAAUAGUCAGUUUUUAGGAUUCUAAGUUAAUACAGUUAAAAUUUGGUUUGGUGUUCUUCUCUUCUGCAAAGAAAACAAAUUGGACAUAUAUAUUAAGGUUAUUAAAGAGUGAUUUCAUUUUGUUAAUGUGCAGAAUGGUCUUAAGCACUCAUAGAAAGUAAAAAAAAAUCAGGAUUCCACUGUUUUAAAAGAAUUUUUAUUUUUGGAAUAUAAAAUGUGUAUUUGCUAAAUAUGACCAUUUUUCUAUCUUAAAAAGAUCCAUUCUGGUAGUAUCACCAACUAUUUAGUCCCUUCUAAACCAAAAACAAUAGGUAAGUUGCCAUAUUUUUUCAUCUGUAUCUGAUACAUGCUUCGUUGAAUCAGAGGAACAAUCGUUUUUUUCACUGGACAUGUGAUUGGGUAAUGUAAAUUUUUAUCCAUUGGUCAUGCCUUGUCUUAAAAAGUUUAUAUGCUUUCCUACAAUAUUUUGGCUGUAUAGUUUUGCUGUUUGUCUUAGAGGAUUCUUUAGCAGGAAGUGACUUUUGUGAGGUGAUACUGGUUUUGAAAAUAUGUAUAAGCUAAAAACAGUGUUUGACUGAGAUCAGUAGUAGUUAUUGUGUCUAUCAACUCUAAAAUCAAGUGCCAGGAGAGAACUUUAAAAGUUUAAGCUGUGUAUAGAAUUGUUUUAUGUAGCAUUGAAAUUUUCUGUCAGUUUUGUAAGUCACUGUAAAUGAUUAUCAGCUUGAAGGUAUUUUUGUAUUAAAAGUUGACAGUUAAAGAACAUAAGUGGAUGAUAGCAUUUGGGGCCAAUAGUGAAAGUAUGUUUCCUCUAAAAUACUUCCCUAAGCAGUGGUGUACACAGUUAUUUUAUUAGGUUAUUUGUAUCUGUCCUAUAUUUCUCUGUGAACCAUGCUCCAGUCUGUUUUUUGUUUGUUUUGUGUCACCAUAAUAAGAGAAGGUCUAGAAAUAGAGACUAAAUUGCACAAAAUUGACAUUGUUAAACACGAGAACACAUAGGUGCUUACUUUUUGAGGGUCUGUUAAUACAUAUGGUUGUCACAAUACAUAUACACGAUAAAUGGUGUAUAUAUACAGAUGCUUAUGUUCUAUAAAUUUUUCUGUACCCACUUAGUUUAUCUUCUUGAAUCUUUGUUCAGUAACAUGCUAAUUCCUCUUCUAUGUUUAUUCUCUAGUGACCAAACGCUAACAUUUUUUUCACACUGGCAGAGUACUGAGGCGUGUGUUCUGGGAUGGAGAACAGAAUUUUGAAUAAGAAAAGGGAGGGAGGGAGAAAAGGGCUUCAAAAAGCCAAACACACAAAUAAUGUUUUCUUAGCCAUUUUGAUUGGCCACCUGAAGAGUCCACAGGACAUUUCUGUUCAACAUUAUUUAGUGAAAUAAGAUUCUUACCCUAGCAGCAUGUGUUCCUUCAAAACAGCAAACAUGCUUUAGUUUUGUUUGUUCCAUAUCAGGGGUGUCAACAAGCGCUGCUCUUAACAUGGAAAGCUGUAUCUUAAUAGUAUUUUUCGACCAAAUUUUCUUCACCAAUAACUUCUUGUUGGUAGCUUUUUGUUUUGUAAGGUGAAAUAGGACAGUGCUGAUCACAACCACAUUAUCCAUCUACAGAAUUAGGGUAUGCAACCAGUUGAUAAGAGACAGAUUCUCUAACGUGUCAUUCUCAACCUUUGAGUUAGGUAUAAGCUAAUUAGUCGUAAAAUAUUGAUUUACAGAGAGCUUUUCUUAGAAAGGAUUUUGGUUUCAUGAUAUGUUUGUGAAUUAGGGAAUAGAUGUUAACCUUUAUUUUAUAGAUAAGUGAUUUGUACAUGGUUAGUUACAAA